GAUUAUACGAUAAUUCGAACAGGAAUACUGGAGAGUGAAGUAGGGGUUCUGAAUUGCAACUUUACAGUCCAGGGACACCACCUGAAAUCACACAAAUUGACUAUUUCAUCCUUGAGAAAUAUCACAAACUUGUUUAAAAUUUAUACAGUAGCGUUCUUUUCGUUCCAGAGUACUAAUGUGCUGACAAGUGUGUAUGAUAAUUAUAUCUCGAAUCGAGCACCACAAGGGAACGAGACAUAAGCAAUCUAUAUCGACAGACUAUAUAACAUUCGCCGCGCAUAGCAGCAUACUUCAGAAUCUUCAUGGUAACACAACAACGCUAUAAAUUGUCACAUAUACUUAUUGAGCGAAGUAAAGAGUGCUCUCAUUAUCACAUUGACUACGUCAGCACACCCGCUUUGGUUUGGGGCUACACGUUAAGUGACAGUUUUUAUAAUUACAGACUGAAACAAGAAUGAAUGGCUAUUUCUCUAGGACGCAGUCGUCCGUCCUCAACCAAGGCAACCAUCACAAUUUCCAACCUACUACAGUAAGUGAGGGAUGCUAUGAUGAACCCAGGUCUACUGGCCUAUUCAUUUCACAUCCAGAAAACCUGAACCAGGCAAACAUGAAUAGUCAAGAGCUCUUUCGCGCCAACUAUAUGAAAGUCACAGAUGGAUUACCGAAUAAACAGCAAUUGGUAGAACAGCAACAUGAGGUAGAAAACAACUCUAGCAACAGUAUUGCUGAUCAAGCUGCGAGGGCUAUUAAUCAGAAGAUGACACCACAACAACAAUAUGUUCAGCAGCGGUCAAACGAUACACAGCCGAUUAUGUAUACGCAACAGUCUGUGACUGCAGUGCCAGCGUCGGCUAUGGCCUCGAAGCAGUUUAUGAUAGCCCAAAAGCACAUUACUUUACAGCGGUCAGUGAGUAUACAACAUUCAAUGUGCAUACCGCGAUCCGUAGACACACAGCAACCCAUGACGGUACAGCAACAUUUCAACAACAUGUACUCUCAGGCUGUAGGUGACGACCUUGUACAGUCCAGGCCCGAAAGCCUAGAGCAAAAUCUGAAAUUGGGUGGGCAGCAAAUGAUGGGUGUACAACAGCGCAUGAAUAGUCAACAGUCUGUGAAUGCUCAGCAACAAAGCAUGUAUACACAGCAGGUCAUGCAAACACAACAAACCAUGGAUCUACAGCAACGCAUAAAUUCACAAAAAGCAUUGAAUUUCCAGCGACGUUUAGGUUCGCAACAAUCAGUGAGUCCUCAGGUACAGGGAGGUGUCGCAGCAAAUUUGCAGGUACAAACUUUCAUGGAUAAUGUGGACCAAUAUUCAGAAAGGAUUCCAGAACAGCAGCAGUAUUCAAAUCUAACUGCUCAGCCAAUUGCGAAUUCACAAACAAUGCCAACUGGUGAGCAAAUGCACCGGCACCCGUAUCCUCAACAACUUCCUAACGAAGUAGCUGAUCCCAUGAUGGGACCCCACAACUCAAUGGCUAUUAAUGGUUCGGGUAAUUCACCCCACAAUUCUAUCACAGACGUAUGCAGCCCGAGCGCUAAUGGUUUUCAAGUAUCCAGCAAUGUACAUAUGGAAGCGGAUGUCAAUACCGAUAUAUUUAACACCAGUGUACUAGACUCUUCUGAGGUGAUGCAGAGUAAGGAGUCUCUAAUGCCUCAACAAAGGACUGCUCCUGUGGGGCUGAAGGUGAAACGUAAGCGGUCUGUGAACAGCAAUGUAUAUAGUAGUCAGGAAGGUGAUAUUGCUCAAAGAGGACCUCAAAAUCCAAACAUGGGUCAAGGGUACUAUCAGCAAGGUGCCAUCGGUUCAUAUUCCAUGCCGUCCAUUUACGGGUGCGACGACACUCGGCUGACCCGUCACUACAGCAUAGAAUCGGCCAAUACAGUAGACAUCAAUAACAUGUCACAUAAUAUGUCAAACAUGCAAGUAGCUGGAAAGUGGAUCACAGAACCAUUGCAGCACUCUGCAUCAAGCACAGAUCUGUAUCCAGCUACCGCGAACAUGUUCAACAACGCUUCGUCACCAAUUUCCAUAGCGCCUAACAACAUACGCAAACAGUGGGCGUCACGCUCUAUAUCAGUUCAGGGGAGUAGUUUUAUACCAGCCGAUCAGAGCCGCAGUUGGGAGCAGAUGAGUGCCGCGCAAGUGGGGACGAGCUUCGGUUCGCCCCUGAAGUCCGGCAUGAAGAUGAAGAGCCACGGAGGAGGUCGCGUGCUGACACGCCACUCGUCGGUGGAUUCAGGUAAUAGCUAUCAGUCAUCGGCAGUUCCGUAUGCGAUUGUGGCGGGGUAUGGCAGCCCGUACCAUGUGGCACCCGUGCAGCCGCAGAAGAGCGUACGCGAUCUCUCGAAGUCCCCAGUCACUUGCAAGUGGCUGCUGGAGAAUUACGAGCCCACGGAAUAUACUGAGGACACGAUCAUUCGGGGUGAGCUGUACGAAGCAUAUCAAAGGGAUACGGCAGACAACGGCGACUCCACAUGCCAGGCAAGUUUCGGUAAGAUUCUGAAACUGGUUUUCCCUACCGUGAGACCGAGACGCCUGGGAACACGUGGACAGUCUAAGUACCACUACUGCGGUAUCCGUCGUAAAGGCACUGGACCCCCUUCCAAGCUUGCUAUACUAACGAUGGCUGCUCACAGCGGUCAACCGGAAAUGUCGCAAGCACAGUUGGCGCAGGCAUUCGCUAUAGAGCAGAUCAAAUAUUUGUCGGAAACCUCGCAAGCCAGGCAGUUGUCGACAGAAAGAGUACCUAGCACGCAUGGUGUAAACGGAUCGAACACUGACUCCGAUAAUAUAUCUGCUUAAGAAAGUGGAGGUGGCCAAAAGUCACAAAGCAGUAUUAUGGGGUUUUCAAUAUAUAUAUAUACCACUUCUAGCGAUUAGGAACCCAUGAAGUAGAAAAAGGGUUAACGUUCACGACCUCAAUUGUAUUGAGCUGAGCGGUGGUAUAUGGCGCUUGCGCAAAAAAAUCGAAAAGCAUUUCGCCUUUGUUUUAUCUAAGAAAGCAUCAUCAGUAGAUAGGUAAAUGCCCAUGAAGUAGAAACUAUACAUAACUUUAACAUUGUACAUAAUGAAAACAUAAGGCUAUGCACAUCUGCACAAAUAAACACGUGUACGCGAGGCUUCAUAUUGGAUAUGGGUCUGUACAUUUGCAAUUAAAAACCGGCUCCCAUCUUAUCUGAAUCGAGCUGCUGUCCUUACCAAUCGAUUAUCUCAUAGCAUACCAUAAGAAACUGCAACGUCUUUAAAAGUAUACAUGUAAUUUAUUACGAUAAAAAUAAACUCAAGGACUGCUAAAUGAAGGCAUACAAGCGAAGGGA
Molecule: messenger RNA, 3321 nt
Organism: Sphaeroforma arctica JP610
Lineage: Eukaryota; Ichthyosporea; Ichthyophonida
Exons: 2
Coding region: 455-2806 (783 amino acids)
Biological process (GO): regulation of transcription by RNA polymerase II
Molecular function (GO): DNA-binding transcription factor activity, RNA polymerase II-specific; RNA polymerase II cis-regulatory region sequence-specific DNA binding
Source: RefSeq, a predicted model, not a curated record